UUACCAUCACAGCCCUGUUCAGAACAAACUUUCGCAUGGAUUUCCCCUUUGACCUGCAAGAGCUGCCAGCAUUUGCUGUAAUAGGGAUAUGUUCUGGAUUCCUUGGAGCAUUUUUUGUUUAUCUCAAUCGCCAAGUGGUCCUGUGCAUCCGGCGUCAUACGGCUCUGAGCCAGUUUCUCACCAAAUACCGCCUCAUAUACCCUGGGGUUAUAACCUUCCUUAUAGCAACUGUGACCUUUCCUCCAGGAUUUGGGCAAUUCAUGGCAGGAGAGUUGAUGCCACGGGAAGCCAUCAGCUCUCUCUUUGAUAACUAUACCUGGGCAAAAUACACAGGGGACCCACAGAUACUGGGGAAAUCUGCUGCCUGGAUCCAUCCAAAAGUCAGUGUCUUCAUCAUCAUCCUGCUUUUCUUCCUCAUGAAGUUCUGGAUGUCUGUCAUUGCUACCACGAUGCCCAUCCCCUGUGGAGGCUUCAUGCCUGUUUUUGUUCUAGGUGCUGCCUUUGGGCGUCUUAUUGGGGAAAUCAUGGCAUCGCUUUUUCCCAACGGGAUCCUCUUUGAUGGGAUUGUUUAUCAAAUCUUACCCGGAGGGUAUGCUGUCAUUGUCGUCUUCUUUCCCUGUUCAUUUUCCACCUUGACCGGGAAAGGUGCAGCAGCUCUGACAGGAGCGGUGAGCCACACUGUCUCCACUGCGGUGAUCUGCUUUGAGCUGACAGGUCAGAUCUCUCACAUCCUCCCCAUGAUGGUGGCUGUCAUUCUUGCCAACAUGGUGGCCCAGAGUCUGCAGCCCAGCCUCUAUGAUAGCAUCAUCCAGGUGAAGAAGUUGCCCUACCUGCCAGACCUGGGCUGGAAUCACAUAAGCAAAUACAAUAUCUUCGUUGAGGAUAUUAUGGUCCAAGACGUGAAAUUCGUCUCCUCCAACUGUAAAUACCGAGACUUGCAAACUCUGCUCCAAAGCACCACUGUUAAGACUUUGCCUUUGGUGGACUCGCCAGAGACCAUGAUCCUCCUGGGGUCUAUAGAACGAUCUGAACUGCAGGCUCUCCUCCAGAGACACAUAAGCCCAGAACGGCGAUGGCUCCUCAACAGAGAAAAGCAGCAGAAGCUCUCUGAGGCACCCUACGACGGGCACAGCAAGGGACCGUGGGCAACCCUGCCAAAGCUGAAGCGUGAAUCUUUUGCUUAUGUUGAUGAGGAUGAGGAUGCAGAUGAGAAGGGAGAGUUGCCUCGGCCCCCAAGUCCCACUCCCAGUUACCCAGAGGAGCCCAAUGGCCCGACAAGUCCUCUUAAACAAAUGCCGGAAACUUUGGAGCCGCAGCAACCCACAGGUGCUGAUUUCCCGGAGACUGAGAGAAGGAGCUUUCUCUGCUGUUCCUGUAUUAAAGGCAAUUUCAGGAGGCUGAGGCAACUGAUCCAGCAGCUCUUGUGCCAUUACAACCGUCCACUUGAAACAGAGUGUGCCAUCCAGGAACCAAUAGAAGUCAUUGACACAAUGAGGCCAGAAGAGAUAGAUGCUUGGGAACAGGAGGAGCUGGACAAGAAUGUGUGCUUUGACAGCUGCCGCAUAGACCCUUCCCCUUUCCAGCUGGUGGAGAGAACUUCCCUGCACAAGACGCACACAUUGUUCUCAUUACUGGGCCUCAGCCAUGCCUACGUAACCAGUAUGGGGAAGCUGAGGGGAGUGUUGGCUUUGGAAGAGCUUCAGAAGGCAAUAGAGGGCUCCACGCGUUCCGGGGUUCGCCUCCGCCCGCCCCUUGCCAGUUUCCGCGACACCAACCGGACUUCCAUCAGCAGUGAGAAGGUCGGACAGGCCACUCCGGUGUGGAGCUGGCAGGACAACUGCACGGUGGCAGCAGAGCAUGCAGCAGACUUGGGCGCAGAGAGCCCACCGCCCCCCUGCUCGCACUCCCCCCAGCCCUCAGACUGGCACGACGAGGCGGAAGUCUCGUGCUCCACUUACGCCACUGACACCGAGUUGGAAGAGACGGAACUGACAGGGCCAGUUGCUGAAAACAUCUCGGACAUCCUCAAGGACAUAAGCCUACGCUCCACUGACCUGGAUGAAGAUGAAGAUGAGGAUGAGGAUGUCCUCUUAUAG
Molecule: messenger RNA, 2096 nt
Organism: Eurypyga helias (sunbittern)
Lineage: Eukaryota; Metazoa; Chordata; Aves; Eurypygiformes; Eurypygidae
Gene: CLCN1
Product: chloride channel, voltage-sensitive 1
Exons: 16
Biological process (GO): transmembrane transport; chloride transport
Cellular component (GO): membrane
Molecular function (GO): voltage-gated chloride channel activity
Source: RefSeq, a predicted model, not a curated record